Molecule: messenger RNA, 4063 nt
Organism: Sander lucioperca (pikeperch)
Lineage: Eukaryota; Metazoa; Chordata; Actinopteri; Perciformes; Percidae
Gene: ptger3
Product: prostaglandin E receptor 3 (subtype EP3)
Exons: 2
Coding region: 655-1836 (393 amino acids)
Biological process (GO): adenylate cyclase-activating G protein-coupled receptor signaling pathway; phospholipase C-activating G protein-coupled receptor signaling pathway; inflammatory response
Cellular component (GO): plasma membrane
Molecular function (GO): prostaglandin E receptor activity
Source: RefSeq, a predicted model, not a curated record
AUUGGUAGGUACAUAGGCCUAAUAUUUAUGUAAUGUGGAAAUUUUCAUAAUAUGAGUCUAAACUCAAGUGGCUUAGAUUUGUUUUAGAAAUAAUAUACCAAUUUCCAAUAAAUGUGAUUCCCCAUAAUGAUCACCAACCGGAGGUAGCCGAAUUAUUUAAUACAUCCCACUUUGAAUUUAACAGUAAACCCUAGCUCUGCUUUCAGGUGCUCAAGGACAGUGUUUCAGUGCUUUCUCUGCUUAAGAGGCGCAGAGUAGGUUUGUUUAUUCCCCUGUCUCAUCAGACGAGUCCGCCCGUUUGCUCACUUCGUCAAGAUGUGAUGAUAAUCUCUGGCAUGUGGGUUCAAAGCAGGUGCGUCUGCGAUAGUGUUACACUUAUCUAAAGUGCCGUACUUAGAAAUAGGAAGUCAAUGAACUGAGAUCAUCAUUGUAGAUGUCCUACAAAGUUUCAAAAAUCCGGUUUAUAUUUUAGUAAGUGUAUUUAAAACCAUGUGCCUCUACUGUUCGCUUCCUCUGGGCGCUUUUCUAGGUAGUCCCGCCUCCUGCGCGUAAAAAGGACCCGACGGCUUUUACGCACUGCAUUCAGUUGGAGCGCAAGAGUAUGCCGGACCCACACAUGGGUUAUCUGAUGCAUAUAGGCUUAUCCUUUCCGAAAUGAUGACUACGGACAGUUGUGAUUUUCUGGAGGGCUUGCAAACCAAAAUUGGAAAGAUGCUGGACUUUAACGUCUCCAAGUCAUUGCGCGAAGACAAUGCCACCAAAAAUUCCAGUUGUGGAUAUGUAUCAGUUGGUUUUCCUAUAUCCAUGAUGAUCACUGGCAUAGUGGGCAACUCAUUAGCUCUCAUUCUGGUGUAUAUCUCUUACAAAAAGAAGGAAAAUAAAAGGAAAAAAUCGUUCUUGCUUUGCAUCGGGUCGCUGGCGUUUACUGACCUGUUCGGACAGCUUUUGACAAGUCCCAUAGUAAUAUCAGUUUACCGAGCUGAUCUGAAAUGGGAGCGUAUAGAUUCAUCGGGCAAAUUGUGCGCAUUUUUCGGUGUGUGCAUGACAACGUUUGGCCUGUGCUCUCUCUUCUUGGCCAGCGCCAUGGCAAUUGAAAGGGCUAUGGCGAUAACAAAUCCCCACUGGUACUCCAACCACAUGAAGACAAGUGUGACAAAGCAGACUUUGGCUGUCAUAUGGUGUCUUGUUUUGCUUUUUGCGCUGCUGCCCAUUGCCGGGGUCGGGGAAUACACACGCCAGUGGCCGGGCACCUGGUGCUUUAUCAGCACGGGGGACAGGGAAGUCCCGGGCAAUAUGUUUUUUGCCAUCACUUUUGCUGUACUUGGGAUUUUCUCUCUGCUUGUUACACUUUCCUGCAAUGUAGUGACGAUCCGGGGCUUAAUUAUGCGGUUUAAAACAAAGUCUGGCACGUCUCAGUCUUCAAAGCAGUGGGAACGGCUCACCACGGAGACCGUCAUUCAACUGUUAGGGAUUAUGUGCGUCCUCCUUAUAUGCUGGUCUCCUCUGCUGGUGAUAAUGCUGAGGAUGAUCUCCAAUCAGGUAUCCUCCCACGACUGCAAUUCAACAGCAGUGACCAGCAAUCGCACCUCAACCCGGGACGUCCAGUUAGACUGUAACUUUUUUCUAACAGCGAUCCGCUUGGCCUCCCUCAACCAGAUCCUGGACCCAUGGGUCUAUCUGCUCUUUAGGGAGAUCCUCCUCCGCAAGUUCUGCAUUAUGGCGAAUGCAGUAUCCAACUGCUCCAUAGAGGAACAGAAGGAGACCCCGACGGCAUUGGAUGCCCUUAACAAGCAGAACCAAGAUGGCAACAACCUUCAUAAACCACAAUGUAGCUAAGUCUUUGACAGGAAUUUCUAUCUUGUGGCUUUGAGGCCACAAUAGAUUGGAUGGAUGUGAAAAUGGAUACGCUAUUAUCAUGGAUGUGUUGUGGGAAAUAUGGAGACAAAAAUGUUCUCCAAAUGCUCCACAAAAUGAUAUUGUGCAAUUGGAGACACUAUUUGUCUCUGUGUUAGUCAUGUCUGCUCUGGGAGUAUUUGGUUUGCUUAAAACAAAUUCCAUUCAAAGUCACCUAACCAGCAUGUGGAUGCAUGACCGUGUCAUCUCUCACAUUUGGCUUCAGUGUGAUUGACAGGAACUCCCUCAAUGCUAGUUUGUUAGUUUGUUAGCCAGUUUUGAUAGCAUCUCCCAGACCAGAACUGAAGCAUCCUUUAAACAACUUAAAGCCAUAAGCCAGCUAAAAGGCAAUUCUUUUAAAUUAAGAAAGAAACUUUAAAUUUGCUUAUUUGAAGUUGUAAAUAGCGUUGCCAUAUCUUACAUGAAAUGUAAUCAUGGUGGUCAUUCAAAAGAAAAAUGCAAAUCCUAAACUGAAGCCAAUUGUUGAUUGUACGAUUAUUUAUUAGUGUCUGUGGUAAUAUGAAGUUAGUAGUUUGUUUGCUAAAUGCUGAUGAUAAUGCUACCUGCUGGGUAUCAGUUGUACAUUUUGAUAUACUGUGCGUGGUGCGCCUCGGCUAGCAGCCAGACUAUAAAAUGUGAAGCUUUUAGUUUGUUGCCACUUUCCCUCCUGAAUAUGAAUGCACUGGUGUAUUUUGCAAUUAUUUUUUCAGCAAUUUUCUCUUCAGAAUAACUUCGAGGCCUGUUAUGAAUGAAGUGUGAGGGAAAGAACUGUAGAUUUGUGGUGUUCAACAUUAAGAGAUUAUGGAUGGCAUGAUGGCCUAAUAUGCUGUCAAGGCGUCAUUGAGCAAUCCCUGCCUUUUCAUCGUAUUAAAAGUAUUCUUGUUCUGUAAGUACACAUUGUGUGAUGACACGUGUACCUAAUUUCACCAACAAAAUCUUUGUUCAAGAAAAAAACUUAUAAUAAUUUGUGCUGGCUUUUGACCAGUUAUAUGUCAAUAUAAGUAGAGAGAUACUGUAGGUAUGCUCUUUGGAUAAAAGACUGAUGAGCAGAAAUAUAAUGGAACGAAGUCCUGUCCAAAACACACACCGUGAAAUUAAAAAGAUCAAAAAGCUUUUUUGGCACACUUGAAACACACUCUAUGCUUUUAAUUCUGCGGUGAUUGCCUUGGACAUGUUGAAUGUGUCGUUCCGUAUUUUAUCGUUUUUCUCUUUAUCAGCCAAAUUGUGUCCUUGGAGCCUUGAUGCUACCUCUAAAUAGAAGUAAAUGUUCAUUUCUUUUAUAGCUUGUACAGUGAAAUUCACCAGAGGUCUCAGAUGAAAUCAAGGUACUUUUCAAUGAGGUGGUUUGCUUUGAGUGCCAAAUGACUUAUGUUAUUAACCAAGAGUGCCGUUUGCAGGCAAUGGCAAUGAUGUAAAUAUGAUCUUUUUGCGGCUACGUUGUCAUGUUUAGCACUGUAAAUGUAUUUGAAGAGGUCCAGCAUCUCAGUCAAAGACAUCUCAAGGAUGGACACAUUUGCUGUUAUAGUAACCUUCAGGUUAUGGGGGACUUUCUCACACCAACACAACUCUGCCUUCUCAGCGCAUCAACAAGAGGCUUAUGUACACUGCUUUGCCGGUCUUGCUUUUGCCUUUCAAAUGUGACAAUACAUACAGGCUCAGUGAUAAUGACUUUAUAGGAAACUGUUAACUGCAAAAGCCAUGUGAAAGAUGAACACUUUCUGUUUCCAGAUGUAAUGUAGAUGUAUUGAUUGUGAAGCCGCUCUGUCUUUGUAGCACUUAAAAGAUUAACCUUGGUUGGUUAACGAAAACAAAAAUGUAGAAGGGAACAAGCAUUUGUUCAGGAAUGUGUUACACAGAAAUCAUUAAUUUGUCAUUAUUCAUUAUUAUUCUGGAGCUCAUUGCCAGCUAUGAAUGUGCAGAAAACACUAAUGUAUUCCUCAUUAAGUAAACAGUUUCAUUAAUGUUGUCACAAUGCUAUCACACUAACAUGAGGAGUGUUCAUUUUAAUGAAUGCUCCACUAAUUGAGCUUGUGGCUCUGCACUAGGCUCUUUUAUUCUAAGCAUAUGUUCAUCUUAUGCAGCAGUUAAUAUGCAUUCAAACAGAAACAUCUGGAGUUUAAUCCAUGCAUUUAAAAAAAGAUUAAAUUUGUUUGCAAGUUGCAGUGGGAUA